GCUGCUUCUUACACAGAACCUAUUCCCCAAGAUUCCAAUCUGGUGAGCAGACAGUCACCAUGGCAGGCGUCCCCGAAAAAGCUCGAUUCUUUCUCGAGCAAGCCGUUCCCCAGCUACGCGAAUUUGAGGCUAAGGGCAUAUUCACUACCGACGAGAUCCGUUCGCUAGUACGAAAGCGUACCGACUAUGAGCACCUUGUACUGUCGCCUGGAAACAAGCCGACCGACUGGUUGAACUAUGCCGCCUGGGAGAAAUCCCUCGAAACCCUACGCGCGAAGCGAUGUCGUAGAUUACAGGUUCGCACUUCUUCCAAACACACGGGACAAGGACGGGUUUUCGGGAUCCUAGAGAGGGCAGUGAAUAGGCACCCAGGGAAUAUUGAACUCUGGAGGGAGUACUUGAAUUACGCAAGAGAUAUGAAGGCGACCAAACGUUACCGAAAGAUCAUAAGCAGGGCAUUAAGAAUGCACCCAAUGAAACCAGAACUUUGGGUACUGGCGGGUAGGAGGUCAGCAAACAGCGGAGACAUGCAGGCGGCAAGGGACUUUUUCAUGCGCGGAACUAGGUUUUGCACGAAAGACGCGACAAUCUGGCUUGAAUACACCAAAUGCGAAAUGCAGUGGCUAGAACGGAUGGAUGCCAAGAGAGGGAAGAAAGGCGGCGCCAAAAGAGCGAUUCAAGAACAGGCUGAACAGAGCGACGAUGAAAUAAAAUUCGCCGAGGAGAGAAGCGACGAUGAUGACGAUGUUGAUGAAAAUGGCCAGCUCGUUCUCCCAGACCCAGGAAACUUCGCUGGGAAAAUGGUUAUUGACGAAGACACCACGAAGAAGUUGGAAGGCAAAUCAGAAGGCAACCCUGCGCUAGAUGGAGCUAUCCCAUUAGCUAUAUUUGAUAUCUCAAAGAAGCAACCGUUCUUCAACUCUACGGUAGCGGAACAAUUCUUCGACCUCUUUACUACGUUCAAUACCGUCUCCGCCCAGGCUCGACUCAUCCAACACGUGCUGGACAGUAUGACAGAGCUUUAUCCCAACGAUCCCGCAACAUGCUUCUGCCAUAUCCGACAGCCAUUGGUUAAUGUCGGCAUAAAUACACCUUCGUAUCCUAAAGCUCUACGGGAAGCGCUGGCCCAUCUCAAGUCAUCUCUUUCCACCACCACUGACAAGACUAAACUGGUUGAGAAGGUGGAAUUGUGGAUAGAGCCCAUCCUAGCUUCUGAGGAUCUCGAUCCGGGUAUCCGUACAGUGCUAGAGUAUACCCUCCGAACAUUACCUAAGCCUUAAUAAAAACAAAUUACCCCCAAGGC
This is a messenger RNA of Daldinia vernicosa, 1303 nucleotides long. RefSeq names its product U3 small nucleolar RNA-associated protein 6-domain-containing protein. The coding region runs from base 60 to 1280 and encodes 406 amino acids. Gene Ontology annotation, biological process: maturation of SSU-rRNA from tricistronic rRNA transcript (SSU-rRNA, 5.8S rRNA, LSU-rRNA). The record is from RefSeq and is a predicted model, not a curated record. Gene Ontology annotation, cellular component: small-subunit processome; Pwp2p-containing subcomplex of 90S preribosome. Gene Ontology annotation, molecular function: snoRNA binding; protein binding. NCBI's taxonomy places the organism in Eukaryota, Fungi, Ascomycota, Sordariomycetes, Xylariales, Hypoxylaceae. The transcript has a single exon.